Molecule: messenger RNA, 1817 nt
Organism: Solanum dulcamara
Lineage: Eukaryota; Viridiplantae; Streptophyta; Magnoliopsida; Solanales; Solanaceae
Exons: 8
Coding region: 162-1412 (416 amino acids)
Cellular component (GO): chloroplast
Source: RefSeq, a predicted model, not a curated record
AAGAACUUAUUUCUAAAAAAACGAAAACAAAAGGAGAAAAACCCUAUUAUAUAUAGAAAAAAACGGUGCGGUCUGGAUAUUCAGGUUGCCGGACUCAAAAGUGUUGGAGCUAGAGCCUGUAGUUGAAGAACUGAUCUUGCUUUUGCAUUCCCAGCUUGUCGAUGAAUCAAUUUCCUCCUCUGCUUUCGCACGCCUCAACUAGUUCUGCAGGAUACGUGUCUCUUCCUACCAGCAACAGGUACCAGAUUUUGUCAGUACAUACCAACUACCUUACUCUGACUCCUUUGGCUUCACCACUACUUCGACUAGUGCUCCCAGUUUCUUGGUUUACUACCUCAUGUUGCAAAGGGCCAAGGUUAUUCAGUCACAUAUGGCGUCGACCAAGAAGUUUGAAGGUGAGUGCAAGACCGAGAGUCUGCAUGCAGAGAUUUGUUGCGGAACGUCUAAGAAAUGAUAAAGUUGUUAGGUCACAUCAUUUCAAGCUUGAAAAGGUAAAGGUGCUGAGAAGUUCCAGUAGUAGGCAAUUCAGUUUCUUUGCCACUGCAGAUGACCAGUUGCCCAACAGUGAGCUUGAGGAAGAUGUUUCUGAGCAAGAAAGUGAUUAUCCUACUGUUGAAUACAUUGCCUCUGUCAGUAGUUCAAAUGCUCAACUUGAAGGUGCUGGUGGUAAGCCUGGCGUACUAUCAUUCUACAAUUCUCCUUACAGAAGGGAGGAGAAAAUCCUUGUGUCCACUGCUGCAAAGAACCAGAACAUUCUACUGUGGUUUGUUGGUCCAGCUGUCCUUGUAGCCUCUUUCAUCUUUCCCUCGCUUUACUUGCGCAGGAUAUUAUCAACUAUAUUUGAGGACUCUUUGUUAACUGAUUUCCUCAUCUUGUUCUUCACAGAGGCUCUCUUUUACUGUGGAGCAGCAGCGUUUCUUCUCCUAAUAGAUCGUUCAAGGAGACCACUUGAGCUAGUAUCAUCUGACAGUAAACUUACCCCACCACUUGGAUAUAGAAUAUCUUCAAUUUCUGUACUAGCUCUUAGUCUAAUAAUUCCAAUGGUGACCAUGGGGUUUGUUUGGCCAUGGACCGGUCCUGCAGCUUCUGCUACUCUUGCCCCCUAUCUUGUUGGUAUUGUUGUGCAAUUUGCUUUUGAGCAGUACGCAAGAUAUAUUGACUCGCCUUCAUGGUCUGUUAUCCCCAUUGUUUUUCAGGUUUACAGGCUGCAUCAGCUGAAUAGGGCUGCACAACUUGUAACAGCCCUUUCUAUGACAGUAAGAGGAGCAGAGAUGACUGCACAGAACUUGGCAAUAAAUGGCUCAUUGAGCACACUUCUAAAUGUCCUUCAAUUUCUUGGGGUGAUUUGUAUUUGGUCCCUUUCUAGCUUCAUCAUGAGAUUUUUCCCUUCUGCUACUAUGGCUGAGGGGUAAGACAUGGUUCUUGGUCCUGCACUAAAUGCUCCGGAAAAGUCUGCACAUGCAAUCUUCUGGUUGGUUGUUUGGAAAUGCCACAGGUCUUUUGUGGCUGCCGUGGUUAUUUCUUCAGAUGGCACCUGUUGUUGACUUGAUUUUUGUUGAAUGUGAAAGAACAUGAGCAUGGAAGCCUCUCCAACAUGUUUCACAUUUGCAGGAAAUUCUUGGCCAAUGAAGAAAUGCAAAGGUACAGGUCUGCUGAUCAUCUUGUCACCUGUUCUGUAUUUGGUUCAAUAGGCUGUGAAUAGGACAACACUAGGUAAAAUACUCGAUUCACUCAGGGCUCAGGAGUUUUACUUCAUGGAUAUUUCAUGUACAGUUUAAAUUUUAUAAUGGGUUAUCUUCUGCAGUGUUUCUUGUGCA